Messenger RNA from Gopherus flavomarginatus (Mexican gopher tortoise), 6897 nucleotides. RefSeq names its product WD repeat domain, phosphoinositide interacting 2 (gene WIPI2). Gene Ontology annotation, biological process: autophagy of mitochondrion; protein lipidation; protein localization to phagophore assembly site. The transcript has 12 exons. The record is from RefSeq and is a predicted model, not a curated record. Bases 149 to 1459 code for a protein of 436 amino acids. NCBI's taxonomy places the organism in Eukaryota, Metazoa, Chordata, Testudines, Testudinidae. Gene Ontology annotation, cellular component: phagophore assembly site membrane; extrinsic component of membrane; cytosol. Gene Ontology annotation, molecular function: protein binding; phosphatidylinositol-3-phosphate binding; phosphatidylinositol-3,5-bisphosphate binding.
CGCGCUCAGACUCCGGCUACCGGAGCGUAAACAAGGCGCUGGAAGGGAUGAGGGGGCGGUCGGAGUCCAGCGAGGCCCGGAGCCGCUGAGGCUGAGUCCGCGCUCCCAGCUCCCCGCCGGCCGGGGUCCCGCCGCUCGGGGAGGCGCCAUGAACCUGGCCAGUCAGAGCGGGGAGGCCGGCUCCGGCCAGCUGCUCUUCGCCAACUUCAACCAGGACAACACGUCCCUAGCUGUUGGCAGUAAGUCAGGUUACAAAUUCUUCUCCCUUUCAUCUGUGGACAAACUGGAACAGAUCUAUGAAUGCACCGACACAGAAGAUGUGUGCAUCGUGGAGAGGCUGUUCUCCAGUAGCUUGGUGGCCAUAGUUAGCCUUAAAGCCCCACGCAAGCUGAAAGUCUGCCACUUUAAGAAGGGGACUGAGAUUUGCAACUACAGUUAUUCCAAUACAAUCCUGGCUGUCAAACUAAAUAGACAGAGGCUGAUAGUAUGCCUAGAAGAGUCUCUGUACAUACAUAACAUACGAGACAUGAAGGUGCUGCAUACAAUCAGGGAGACGCCCCCCAACCCUGCUGGCUUGUGCGCCUUGUCAAUAAACAAUGACAAUUGCUAUCUGGCCUACCCAGGAAGUGCAGCUAUCGGAGAGGUGCAAGUCUUUGACACCAUCAAUCUGAGAGCUGCUAAUAUGAUCCCAGCUCAUGAUAGUCCCUUGGCUGCAUUGGCCUUUGAUGCAAAUGGCACUAAACUUGCCACAGCAUCAGAAAAGGGGACAGUGAUCCGAGUAUUUUCCAUUCCAGAGGGACAGAAACUCUUUGAAUUCCGAAGGGGAGUGAAGAGGUGUGUAAGCAUCUGCUCAUUGGCCUUCAGUAUGGAUGGCAUGUUCCUCUCUGCAUCCAGUAACACAGAAACAGUGCACAUCUUCAAACUCGAGACUGUGAAAGAAAAACCUCAGGAAGAGCCUACUACCUGGACAGGUUACUUUGGAAAAGUGCUGCUGGCCUCCACAAGCUAUCUGCCCUCUCAAGUCACAGAAAUGUUUAACCAGGGCAGAGCCUUUGCUACAGUCCGUCUGCCAUUCUGUGGACACAAAAACAUCUGUGCUCUUGCCACAAUCCAGAAGAUUCCCCGUUUACUGGUGGGAGCUUCUGAUGGGUAUCUCUAUAUGUACAACCUGGACCCCCAGGAAGGAGGAGAGUGCACGCUAAUGAAGCAGCACAAGCUAGAUGGCAGUAUGGAGCCAGCCAAUGAAAUUUUAGAGUCUGCGUCACAUGACCGGCCACUAGUAGCACAAACAUAUAGUGCUGCUGUGACAAAAGGUACUUAUGUGCCUUCAUCACCCACAAGACAUGCCUAUACAGAGGAUCUGGGUGCAGUGGGUGGAGCUUGCCUGGAAGAUGAAACCAAUGCACUGCGAUUGGAUGAAGACAGUGAGCAUCCUCCCAUGAUUCUUCGGACUGACUGAACUUUGACCUGUGAACUCACUCCUGAAGCAGAGAACACUGGCCUGAUGUUUCUUGAGGAGUCUCGUGUUAUGCUGCUAUAAACUUUGGCAUGAAUUGGGAGAGAGGAUGACAGACUCCAAAAACAGUUUUAAACGUAGCUGUAGUCCUAAUUCUAUACCAUUGGGAAAAUAUAUGGUUUCAAUUCAGUGGCUUUUAAUCUUGCUUAUCUAUUUUAGCUGUGUGUGGUUUUGCUUUUUUGUUUUUGUUGCCAAAAUCUGCUGUUCGUGCAGUCCUCAGAACCUACUAGCUUUGCAUGCAUUCAUGUGCCAAGCAAGCAUAGGAGAGAGAAGCCACUUGAUGAUAAACUAAAGUUUGUAUUUUUUUAUAUAUGUAUAUAAUACUUAGCAUAUAUAAGGAAGGAGUGGAAAAGUGGUUCUGGAUGCUGAGGCUGGUUCUGCACUGACAAAGGUCCAAAUGGUUUCCUGUGCAUUGGCUUGCAGGCGUGCCUCAUGACUGACAUGCAACCUUUAAGAUGCAAUAUCCUGUUUCUUAGGUUCCCCCUCCCCUUCCCUGAACCAUUUGGUUAAUUAAAAUUCCUUCUGAAUGUUGCUUAUUUGUGGGAGUGUUCUAUUUGUUGGGAUGGAAGGCCUGUUUCCUGACUGGAAUUUCUUCUGUCCCCAAGAAUACUUAAUCUAGAAAGUGCCUGUACAGGAACAUAUCUUUGGGGAAGGAAAGCUAGGAAGGGCUAGACAUUUACUGUUGUUUGCUGUGUGUUCAUCUAUCCUUGCUAUUUGGAGCUGUCUGUCUUCAAGCCAAGUUAGCCAAUAUGCUGACUUAGAAGAGGUGUUUCAGGUUAAUAACUUGGAAAGCACUUUCUUCCUCCCUCCCUCCCUCCCUCUGUUAGAUCAGUUAUGUCCCUGUCAGAGCAGCAAUAAUUUCUCAUUUUAUACCUGGUUUAAUCCCUCAGAGCAAGGCCAGCAUCCUUCCUGCCAAGGACUGGAUGGAGAUCACUUCAGAGUCCGUCAGCCCAACUUCUUAAAUGGCCUUAAGGUUUUGCAUUGGAAAGAUACAAUGCUCCUUUUCCUUGUCUCCAUCCAAUUUGGAUCUGAGCAUGCUGCCUCAGUAAUGAAGGUUCAGGAAUUACGGAAUGCUGAUGUAAAUAUAAAUGACUAUCCACUUGAGUUCCAGCUUUUGAGAGUUAUUAAUCUUCUCUCAAGGGUUCCUUGGAUAACUAAACUACAUUGUGUGUUGCCUCCAUUUUCACCGGCUUGAGGAGCACUUCUGAUGCACUUGAAAGGGAUGGUUGUCCAUUAGGCAGCUCUGGAAUGACAGUUCUUGAACUGCUGUGACCCUGGCUAGGAGUGAACAAAGUUGGGCAAUGCGGCCAUCUAUUUAUAAUGUGCCUUUUGCUAAAUCUUGGAUAUAUUAGGUGAACAAAAUGAUUACUACAGCCUUUGGGUGUGAGUGUUGCUUUCCUUAGACUGUAAGCCUCCUGUACCUUUCAGAUAGUGAAACUGAUUACCCAUCUCUCACUCUGGCACCUCUUUAAAACAAACAAAAAACCCCAAACAGAUUGGAACAAAAGGGAAAGUCAUAAGUCUUGAGAGAAAACAGAACCAGGAUUUCCUGGAGCGCUUUCACAAAUUUAACUUUCCUACCAAUCACACACAACUAUGAUGUUGUUUAGAUUUAGGAUUUGCUACUAUGCAUGUUGCUGAAUAGGGGCCGGCAGUGGCAGUUAGUCCCAAGAGCUCAGCGCAGGUAGCUGGGCUUCUGUUUCCUUAAAGGGAGCAGAGGAUGGUUGUAGGCCCUGUCAAAGAGUCGUAUCAUGUACAUACUUAUCUGUAGUCAUGCUGUCAUUAUAAAAAUGAACCACUGUUGGUCAAAUCAAUUUCCUGGAAGAGAAUCUUCACCGUUCUCUCCCAAACCCCAGAUCCUUCUCAUGGGGGUGGGGAGGUGUCAGAUUUGCCUUUACUCACUUUCUGAGCCCUCCACUGUUCUGGAUACGUUGAAUGUAGCAAGUAGUUUGGGCCUCUUCAGUGAUCUCCUCUGAGUGUAUUAUGUUCUGAAACAUGUUGAAAACUAGCCCCAUAAAUAGAAUUUGUUACCAUUUGUGAACCGCUGUGGAACUUAUAACUUCAGUGAGGCCUGAAAUGCAAGUCUUACAACGAAUACAAGCUCAGCAGGUUUUGUUGGUAGCCGUAUAACUACCAAGAGACUUCAAAUGUGGUUCUGGUCACGUCCGUUUUGAUAACCCAUUCGGAGGUUUGGCAUAAAUUCUAAGCUCCAUCAGAAGGGCUUGUAACAAACAGUCAUGAGCACCACUGAUGUAACAUAGGUCUGGUAAAGGUACAAGCUUUACAACUUUUGAAUUCUAACAGCACCAAAAAAUACUUUUCCUUCAUUUCAAUGUAAAUGAAGGGAAUUUCCUGACACUGUUGCCCUUUUAAAAAAAGGUUAGUGCUAGUGUACAACACUCACAAAAUACUACAUACCUGUCAGGACAUUCAUAGUUUAAGGUUCCAGCACCAACCUUAGCUCUGCCUCUCUGCUCAUCAUCUACCUGUAAGCUUGAGACCCCCCCACACACUAGCUAUAUUUCCCAUAAAUGCCAUAGACUACCAUCUCCACCCAUAUUCUAGAUACAGACAAGUGAAUUGCCCACAAGUGAAUUGCCCACAAGAGACUCAAGACUCAUCCACUUCACCCUUCUGCACCAGGCUGAAGGCGAUAACUUCUAGUCAAGACCUUCCUGUGCAGUCCAGAGAUUAUCCUUGCUCAGCCAGCAUAUCCCUAUGGGCUGGAGAGCCCAACCUACCUACCUCACCAUCGCUGCUGUACCUAUCUGUCCAAUGGAGGUCAAAGAAGCCACUUUCAAAAGAUCUGUCUUUAUCCAAACCACUCCACACACCAGCUGGUCACAGAUCCUAGAAUAUGUAAUACCCUUGAUCUUGGGGAUGAUUUACACCUGCUUCUGUCCCCAUGGGAAGGAGCUGGCUUGCAUGUAGGCCCUGCUUGGCAACCUCCUUUCUGUCGGGUAAGAUGUGGCUGCCAUAUCUCUCACCAGGGCCCUAUCUCUUAGGUCUGUCACCAGUUGUGAUGUAAACAAUUCAGGGGUUGAGAAACACUCAUUGCAUCUCCUCUUCUCUUCCCCCUUCAGCCUGAAUCUUAAACAUUGCAUCAGCAGAAGUGGGCACCUGGCCAUUGGGAACUGGCUGCUGACAGAUGUAGGAGUUCUCUUCAGCAUAGGUCUUAAUCCCAGGUAUACAAGGACCUGCCUUAUGGUGACAACCCACUCUUCCAUCAUGUGUCAUAGAAUCACAGAAUAUCAGGGCUGGAAGGGACCUCAGGAGGUCAUCUAAUCCCGCCCCCUGCUCAAAGCUGGACCAAUCCCCGUGUCUCAUAUGACUAAGGAGUGUACUAUUGGAAGUCCUGUGCUCCACACUGUAGGUGGUGUUAAAACCUUUAACUGUGAAUUUCCUGAGUGCCUACUGUGCGUGUGUGUGUGUAGGGUUCAUACUCUAUUAACGCUCUAGCGGCCAAUAUAUUCUCAGCCAUAACUCCACCUACAUUUUUUUUAAAUACUGCAUUUAUCGGAGGCUUAUUUUUAACAAUAAAGCUUUUUGAGGAAAGUGUCAGUAUGUCAUUAAAUGUGUAACCAAAGAUGGCCUGCUGCAGGGGGAGGGGGAGAAAUGUGUGUAGACUUGGAAUUCUAAACUCAGGUGUUGCUAGUUUCUAGUGUUACUAGUUCCCACUGAGUAGCAUAGAUAGAGGAGGGGCUGCAUUUCAGAUCCGUUCUGUUAAUGUGCACAUAGCUAGCAAGUGUGCUUGUUCUGUGGCUGCUUUGAGAUGGGUCAGUUCUUGUAAUUUUUCUCUUGCUUUAGUUUUUCUUGAGUUAUGAACCAGGAGAUGUUGCCUGCUUUGGACUCGGCCUACAGCAUUGUUCCCGCAGUGUAACAGUAGGUCAAUCGAGCAGUUAAAAAGGAACUGGGCACGGCAGAGAGGAGAAAAGAGCAUUUAGAAUCAAGUGAGGAAGUGGCAGAAGGUUCCUAAAAGCUGCUGCUUUUUUCCUAAAGUCCCAAGUCAGCCAGGUACUGAAGGCCAUGAGUCCCAAUGAAAUCAGUUCGGCUCAGACUUAAGCACCUUGUGGAAUUGGGGCUUAGCUGAGGGAUUUCUUAGGACUAAUACCCCUAGGGCUAAAUUUCCCUAAAGGAACAGGGAAAAGCUAUAGCUUUUUCUGUUUAACUCCCUCAGAUUGCAAAUAAACAUCUGAAGCUGUUUCCUUAAGUAUAACAGGAGUGUCCAGCUGAAGGGAAGUUGUUUACAGCUAAUAAUUAAAAAAAGGGAGACCAGUUGGAGAUCUACCACCACUUAAUAAUUCAGCCGGAGACCUUGGACUGUGAAUCUGAUCAGCAGAACUUUUUUCUACUGGGAAUUUCACACUCUGCUUCCUUGGCUCUAAUAAUGGCAUCUGCCCAAAAGAUAACGUGUACUAAGGUUUUGGAAUUUCUUUCCUGGAGGGUCACCUCAGCUACUCAGCAUAUUUUUCUCUUAUAUGCAGACCAGUUGCUGCUGUCUGAGGGAAUAAUCAUGUUCUCCCACUCCCCAAAGCAAUGUUUAUGGUCCUACUCACUGUACUGCCACACCUCAAAAACCCUGCCCUGCUUUGAAAGUUUUACCCCUUAUGAUUAAAACCCAGCUGUAAGGAGUGCAGUAAAGUUUUGAUUUAACCUAUUAGCACUUGAGGUCAAGGCUUAAGUGUCUUCUCUGUGCAAGCAUAAUUCUUCAUGUUUCUGGGAGUUACGCCAUAUGUUGAAAGGAAAUUAGACCCUUAAAAUGCUAAUGCGGCUCAGAAAAGUGCUCACAAGCAAGAGAGUCUGGCUCCUGGUGUGUGAAUAACUCACUUCAAAUUGCAAUUUCACAGUUGAAGGCACUUAGCAAAUUUUCAUUUGUGCAUCUUUAAUACUUAACUGGCACAAUCCAUCUCCGUAAAGUAGCGGACAACAGGUCUUCACUCUGUCUUGCAAGUAGCUACUUUUCCAUGUGCAUUGUGGGUGUCUUGGCUCUAUACUUUUGAUCACAUGGCUACGGUAACUGCACAUUAGUCCUCACUUUCUUUGUACAGAAUUUGAUUAAUUUGUAAGUGGAUGGGGAAUUUCUUAGUAACUCGUGUGAGGAGUCAAAUCCCAAUCCCCAACUCCUGUAUUUAGUGGAGUCAGAGUCUUUCUCAACCCGGUCGACCCAGUCAAAUCUUUUCCCUUUCAGUUUUACUUCCUUACCUGGAGGAAGCUGCAUCCUGCAGUGCUAAUAUGCUUCUGCUCAAUGUCUGUAUAAAUAAAUGGAAAAAUCUGUUCACAAAUAACAUUCCACACUACCAAGUGUCCAGCUCUUAUUGCUAGCCCAUUGCUGUUCAAAUUUUAUAAUUGCAUAUGAAAUUAAACCUGUGUUGUGAUAUGUA